This is a messenger RNA of Hypomesus transpacificus, 1374 nucleotides long. It is a transcript of the gene btbd16, whose product is annotated as BTB (POZ) domain containing 16. Lineage: Eukaryota; Metazoa; Chordata; Actinopteri; Osmeriformes; Osmeridae. The transcript is spliced from 14 exons. The record is from RefSeq and is a predicted model, not a curated record. The coding region runs from base 1 to 1374 and encodes 457 amino acids.
AUGACUCCAUCAUCAGACCACUUCACAACAUCAGGGACUGACUGCCCACAGCGGGUUCACGAGGACCCAUCCCUGCCACGGCUUACCCUCCCAACAGACACCAGUGGGCCCACAGGCCCUGGACGCUGCACACCAGGUGAUCAAAGGCAAUCUGGCCCAGAGGACACGUUCUAUCUUGUGUCUCGCAGAGUAUUUCACAACAAUAAACCAGAUGUGGUGCUGGAGUGCAUGGGGAGCCAGUGGGAGUUUCAGUGUCCUCACUUCACCAAGUCAGGCACCCUAGCCAACCUCCACAUGGCUGCUAGGCAACAGAGGGUCAAACUACAGCAGGAGAGGACAGGCAGCAACAGGAGUGCCAGAAACAGGCCCCUUAGCCAGCCCAGCAUCAGUGGCUUGAGCAGGGACCAACAGAAAGGGGGGAAACUCCCUGGCUCUCUCCCCCUCCGGCUGGCUGUCAAACACCACACAGUCACCAAAGAUGCUCUGUCCGUCGCUCCCAGGGCGCUGUACGGCCCUGAGGGGUGCCUGGAUGGCUGGGAGGAGACACUGGUCUCUGUUGCCUCCCUGCUGGGCCUGCCACAGCUCUUCAAGAGGUGUCUGACGGAGAUGAUUGAUAAGAUCAGCUGCUCCACUGUGUGUGACCUCCAUCAUGUGUCCUGCAGGUACAAGGAGAGGAGUCUUCAGAGAGCAUGUGAGCGCUGGUUAGAGCUCCACCUGGUGACAGAACUUAGUUGUUUCACCAUCUUGAGAGACUUGCCCUUUGAGGUCCUCCACAAGACCCUGUGCUCCCCCAGGCUGUUUGCAGGCUGCGAGUACGACCUACUGAAGACAGUGCUCUACUGGGUGUUCCUGCAGUUCAACCCUGACGCCCAGAUCAUGCCCUCCCAUAGGACCAUCAUCAGCUUCUUCUCCAGAACUGGUGUGUUCCUGGAGCAGCCAAAAGGACACAAGUUCAUUGUUCUGUUCCAGGCAGUGCGUUUGCAUGGCAUCACGGAACGACGGCAUCUCGAGGAGUUGCAGAUGAUCAGUGUGUUUCCUCAGGCCUGGCUUCUGAGCAUGUUCUCCAAACACUACGACACGCUUCACAGUGGAGGGGACAUGCAUGUGACAGACUUCUCCCAUCAGGCAGUGCGGUUCGGGAUGGUUGUUGAGAAGGAACCCCAGUACUGCACGCAGGUCAUCGAGCUGUAUGGAUUCUACUUCCUGCUUAAAGCAGCCUGUAGUGUGGACACGGACACACAUGGGUUCUCUCUGCAGAGGCUGAGACACUCGGAACCAGCCAUGUCUGUACAAGCAUGCGAGCGACAUCCAGUUUCAGCAUUUCAGUAUGAUGUCAGUACGCUUGGUGACCUAUCAGAUCAAUGUCCAGGCUAA